CUCACCUCUCCCAUCACUCGUACCCGCCGGCAUGCGCCAUGGAGGUCUCGACCUUCUUCACGCGCCUCCUACAAGCGCCCAAGCCGGCGGCGGGCCCGCGCCCGGACGCGCUUCCCGACUUUGACGCAGCGUGGUCCGCCGUCGUCGCCACCCUUACAGCACCAGAUGAGCGCCAGCUUGCGCGCGGCAUCGCACACUCGCCCGUUCCCCGCGCACUCAAGCACAUUACCGAUGCGCUCGUGUACGAGAGCAACCGGACGGACGAGGACACGACGGGCGCUUGUCUCGAGUAUUUCUUGCGCCAUGACAUGCUCGCGGCCCUGGAGCGCUUGUGUGAGCGCGAUCGCCCGCGCGGCGUCAAAGCCGAGGUCCUCCGCAUGGUCAACAACCUCGUCGUCCUCAUGCCGGAGCGGUUUCUGGUUCACAACGCCGUGCAUCGCCCGCUGCGCCGGCUGCUGCGCUCCUGCGUCGGCGAGACGGAGACGCUUGAUGGCGCCGCGCGCGCGUUCGGCGCAGCCGCGGCCGCUGACGAUCACCACCCUGACGACCUCGACGACGACCUCGUCGACCUCAUGUGCAUUCUAUGUUCGCGCAUGAGGGCAUAUCCACCACUCCUCCUCAUCUUCUUCCACGACCGCGGGUGGCUUAUCCCGCACCAUUCGUCUGGCGCUCCUCCGUCGCCGGCACCCCCUCGAUCCCCUCUGCCUGCCUCCCCUCCCCAGGUCCGAACCACCCUCCCUUCGACUCCACCGCGCUCCUCGUCUCUCUCAACGCACCUCACGUCGCGCGCCCUCUCUCCAACGCCGCGCUCGCCUUCUCAGAUAUCCCGCGCGCUGUCGCCUCCUUUAGAGCGCGCGCUCUCCCCGCCUCAUGGACGCGCGCCUACGCCAACAGGCCGCUCCACACCCACAUACCGCUCCUCCGUCCUCACCACCGAUCCCGCGUCUGACGCCGCGUCCGCCGCGAGUGCAGGGCGUCGUGAAGCCGACGCCACGCACUUCGAGUACCUCCUCUUCUCGUACCUUCUGCGCUUCGUGCAUCGCGACGGGCGGAUCGGCGACUUUGCCCGUGCCGGCCUCCUGUUCCUCUUCGACAUUGCGUUCUUGUCGCGCGACGACGACGGCGGGGAUACGCUCACAGGAACACCUGGUCCCGACGGCAGUGAUCCGCUGCAGGACGCGCGCGACGCGCUCGCGGAAUAUAUCCUUGACGGCGACUUUGCCGACGUUAUGGCUGCCGGGCUCGGCGCGACGUACUCUCUCCUGCCUAACAAGCUGCGUGUACCUACGCUCGCCGAGCAGGGCGACGACGACGCUACGUUGAACGGAGGCAUGAUACUUGGAAAAACGGCUGAUGAGGACCUGGACGACGACCUCCUCCUCUCCACCGACGAGGAGGUGCAUGCCCAGCUCGACCUGCUGCUCAAGCUGUUCGGGUUUCUCGGAGACAUCAUGUAUCGGUGCCGUGCAGCGUCGCUGCGCGCCGACCCGAACGCGCGCACCGUGUCGACGACGGAGGUGCUCGGGCCCGCCGUGGCUGACGCAACCCUCGACGCCCUGCAGACGGCUUUUGUCGACAACGUCCUCUACCCCUCGAUACUCGAGUGCAGCAGCACCGAUGGCAGCGCCGUCGCCGUGCUGACGUACCUGGAUGUCAUCCUCUCGAGCCUCGAGGACGGGCCGGUGCUGCAGCGUAUCCUCAACGUACUCAUGGACGCGAAUGCUGCCGUGCCGGUGUUCACGUCGCCGAGGAAACGAAAGGCGCGCAAAACCGGCGCCAUGGACUUCAUGCCCUCCAUCGUCAAGCUGGGGUACUACACCGACGAACGCUUUACCCUGCGCGACCUCAUUCUCGACAACGUCAAAUCUACAUGUCCCGCGAGUCAGACGGCAGCCUUGCACCUCCUGCAAGCCCUGCUCUCCGACCACUGCCGAUACAUCGCGCCAAGUUUACUGUCGGUUGUGCGCAUGCCGUCAGCCACCGCGCUCGCGCGCCCCUCCCUCCCACCGUCUGAACAUUCCUCGCCCGCCCCCUCGUUCACCGACACCGUGCCCUCCACCCUCCCCGUUCCGGUCAACUCGACCGACGUGCAUCUGCAAGAGGACGAGCUGUAUGGUGCCCUUGUGCCGCGUCUCGACGACGCCGUGCAGGAGAACACAGAGGCCUCGGGCCUGGGAAGCUACGUCACGGAUGCGCAUAACUUUCUGGAGGCGGACGGGUGCUGGCGCGCAUCGCGCGUGCCCCUCCAGUUUGUGAGCGACGACGGCACGCCUGUCCUCAUCAGAGUGGGCGAGUACGAACUCGAUCCGUUCCAGCACGCUCUAUCGCCGUCCGAUCCGAUGGUGCAUGCACUGCUGGAUGCCCUAGCGGCAUGGUUCACCCACCCGGCAGAUACAAACAUUGCGCUGACGGGCGCGCUCAGCGCUCUUGUGCGCUGCCCGCACCGCUCGUUGGCCGGGUGGCUUCUCUAUGACUUCGACGAAGACGUGUGGGCUAAGCCGGUGUCCGAAAUCGACGACGGUGCGUCCGACACGAGCUUUGACGCCGCGCCUUCCCGCGCACCGAGCAGAGCGGAAGCCGAUGAGCCACGCCACCAUACCCUGCCUGCGCUGUACCAGGUGCUGAGAGAGCUCGUGCGACACUCGGGCCGCUUCCGCGCCGCCGUGUCCGGCUUCGACCGCCUCCUCUCGGAACGGCGGCAGGGCCUUCUUUUCGCCGACCAUCUCGAAGAGGCGAUGAGCGCAAUGCUCGAGGACGUGGUAACACCGGCGUCGGCGUCGAGUCCCGGAUUUCUGGGCAUCGCGAGCCCUUUCGCCUCGCCCUUCGGGGAGCGCAAGAAAAGCGUGUCGCUCGCGACGUCGCUACGCUCCUUCUGGAGCCCGCGGAAGAGUCGCCCCACCACGCCAACAGCCACGCCGACGCCACCCACGCCGCCCACACCGUCGCCCGCUACGCUCCCGCCCUCGCCGCAGCGCCCUCCGCCCCUGCGCGCACACACUCUCCCCGCAACACCGCCGCGCACCUCCUCCCUCCCGCCUGCCCCCGACACGCCUUUCGCAUCGCACUAUGCCGCCGCCGCCGUUGCGGUCGAGGUCGAGGCCGUCGACGUGCGGCAGGACGGGCCGUGGCGGCGCGCGACGCCCGUAGAGAUCGAGGACGUGUUCGCCGACAGACAGGAGGAGCAGGGGAAUCGGGAGCAGCAGGAAAAGCGAAAAGACAAGCCGACUGCCACGACACUCUCGGGCGUGCUCGAUAACAUGAUCGUGCUUGAGGAGUUGAUUAAGGAGCUCGUCGGGGUCAUUGUAGCGCGGCGCGCACUGGGUAUUGACCAGGUCGGGUUCGUGGCGCGUAGGAGUGCGCAAGUAGCAUAG
Molecule: messenger RNA, 3371 nt
Organism: Cutaneotrichosporon oleaginosum
Lineage: Eukaryota; Fungi; Basidiomycota; Tremellomycetes; Trichosporonales; Trichosporonaceae
Source: RefSeq, a predicted model, not a curated record